This is a messenger RNA of Vicia villosa (hairy vetch), 1722 nucleotides long. Its product is annotated as probable protein phosphatase 2C member 13, mitochondrial. Lineage: Eukaryota; Viridiplantae; Streptophyta; Magnoliopsida; Fabales; Fabaceae. The record is from RefSeq and is a predicted model, not a curated record. Gene Ontology annotation, molecular function: cation binding; protein serine/threonine phosphatase activity. Gene Ontology annotation, cellular component: cytosol; nucleus. Gene Ontology annotation, biological process: protein dephosphorylation. Bases 318 to 1421 code for a protein of 367 amino acids. The transcript has 9 exons.
CCUCUUCUUGUCACAAGUGUCCUCCGGGAAGCCUGUGCUGGAACCCUCAUCUAUCUAUCCCUUUUAGAUUCAAACGGUUUUUAAUUCUACACAGAACCAAAAUUCAGUUAACGAGAUGCUGAACACGCGGCUCUAACUUCACCUUCACACUUGUUCCUUUUUUCACCCCCUCUUUUCAAUCCCAAAUCAGAUUUCACUUUUCAUUAUCAGAUCAUAAUCCACACUUAUUAUUUCUUAAUCAUUUAAUUAUCUCGCUUAAUCUCGUUUUUCGAAUGCAUCGUUAGGUAUUACUAUUUGGUAUUGAAUGUGAAUGGUAGAUGGUAUGCGGCAGGUGUGUGAGUUCUAUUUUUGUUCGAGCUGGAAUUUUGAACAGGAGAUUGCGAUUCAGCUUCGUUGGGAAGGGUUUGUUGCCUAGAGUUGGUCCGGAAGUUGCUGUUUAUUUUCCAAAUCGUGUGUUUAAGAGGUAUCUAGGGAUGAUGGUUGAUACAGGUUCUAUGUCGACUAGGGCUGGUCCUUCUAUGGAUACGGCGUCGCAGAAAGAUGAUGAUUCCGCUCGGUCUGGUUUUGUUACUGGUGGAUGGAAGAGUGAAGAUGAAAGACUUGUCUGUGGGUAUUCAAGCUUUAGAGGGAAGAGAGUGACCAUGGAAGAUUUCUAUGAUGUUAAGACAUCAAUCAUUGACGGUCGUUCAGUGAGCUUAUUUGGAAUAUUUGAUGGUCAUGGUGGUUCUCGUGCUGCUGAGUAUUUGAAGGAUCAUCUAUUUGAAAAUCUCACGAAGCAUCCAAAGUUUUUGACGGAUACCAAAUUGGCUAUAAGUGAAACAUAUCAGCAAACCGAUGCUGAGUUUCUGGACUCUGUAAAAGAUAAUUUCCGGGAUGACGGUUCUACUGCUUCAACAGCUGUUUUGGUUGAUAACCAUCUUUAUGUUGCUAAUGUUGGAGAUUCUAGAACUGUAAUAUCAAAAGCUGGAAAAGCAAUUGCUCUCUCUGAGGAUCAUAAGCCUAAUAGAAGUGACGAGCGGAAGAGAAUUGAGAAUGCUGGGGGUGUUGUCAUGUGGGCAGGUACUUGGAGGGUUGGAGGGGUGCUGGCAAUGUCUCGUGCAUUUGGCAACCGUAUGCUGAAGCCAUUUGUUGUAGCAGAACCUGAGAUCCAGGAGCAGAAAAUAGAUGAAGAAACCGAGGUGCUUGUUCUUGCAAGUGAUGGACUCUGGGAUGUAGUACAGAAUGAUGAUGCUGUUUCUAUUGCCCGGGCGGAAGAGGCAGCCGAGGCAGCUGCUCGGAAGUUAACAGAAGCCGCAUUUAAUCGCGGUAGUGCAGAUAACAUUACUUGCAUUGUGGUACGAUUCAAUCAUGAAAAAAGACACCCAGCUAAUCCUGAUAAAGCUGAUCCAGCUAAUCCUGAAAAAAGCAGUCAGCAUGCAUGAUGAGUAGACAAGGAAAAACACUCAACAUGUGUGUGGUUUAUUGAGGGAAGGGAACACAGUGAAGUCUGCACAUGCUUUAUGGCUGACUUGUGCAUGUCAAACAACUGAUGAUUUGUUUAUUCAUCCGUUUUGUAAUGUAAGUUACUCUUGGAUCGUGGUCAUUGAUGGAUUUAUGCUCUUUUUAAAACUUAUUAUGGUGUUUGCUAUAAAUAAGUUUGCUGCUUGUAGAGGCUCCAGUUUGGUAUUUUUUGUUUUUAUCUAUAAUAAAUGCAACUUGCAUCUUUUUGUGUUAGGAGUUUCA